Molecule: messenger RNA, 6600 nt
Organism: Ahaetulla prasina
Lineage: Eukaryota; Metazoa; Chordata; Lepidosauria; Squamata; Colubridae
Gene: ZNRF3
Product: zinc and ring finger 3
Exons: 8
Coding region: 68-3007 (979 amino acids)
Biological process (GO): ubiquitin-dependent protein catabolic process; Wnt receptor catabolic process; negative regulation of canonical Wnt signaling pathway
Molecular function (GO): frizzled binding; ubiquitin protein ligase activity
Source: RefSeq, a predicted model, not a curated record
GGCGAGGGGAGGCGGGCCGGGCCCGGGCGGAGGCGGGGACAGCCGCAUACCCCGUCACGUGGAGCGGAUGAAAGGGACGCGGCGGCUGGGCCGGGAGGAGGAGGAGGAGGAGGGAGCUGCCGCCAGCCCGCCGCCCCGCCGCCGCCGGGACACAACGCUAGGCCGAGGUGGAGGCCGGGCGGAAGGAGAAGAGACCCGGCGGCGCCCGCGACGCGAUGCGCGACCCCGGCCGGGCGCCCCCGUCGCCACCGCUGCCCGGGGCCGGCGCGGGGGGCCCGCCGGCGUGAUGAGGCCGGGCCCGGGGCCGCUGCUGGUGGUGGCGGCGCUGGCGGCGGCAGCGGCGGCGCUGGGCCGGGAGGCGGCCUUCGUGGAGGUGGUGCUCUUCGAGUCCAGCCCCGGCGGCGACUACACCACCUACACCACCGGGCUGCAAGGCCGCUUCUCCCGCGCCGGGGCCACGCUCAGCGCCGAGGGCGAGAUCGUGCAGAUGCAUCCCUUGGGACUCUGCAACAACAAUGAUGAAGAAGACUUAUAUGAAUACGGCUGGGUUGGAGUUGUGAAGUUGGAGCAGCCUGAUCUGGAACCCAAACCCUGCCUUACUGUCCUGGGCAAGGCCAAGCGAGCAAUUCAAAGAGGAGCCACAGCUGUCAUUUUUGAUGUGUCCGAAAACCCAGAUGCCAUUGAUCAGCUAAAUCAGGGCUUGGAGGACCCACUGAAAAGACCAGUUGUUUACGUGAAAGGGGCAGAUGCAGUCAAGCUGAUGAACAUUGUUAACAAACAGAAAGUGGCACGGGCCAGAAUCCAGCACCGUCCACCACCACAACCUACCGAAUACUUCGACAUGGGGAUUUUCCUUGCCUUUUUUGUGGUGGUGUCUCUGGUUUGCCUUGUUCUUCUCAUCAAGAUUAAACUGAAGCAACGUCGCAGCCAGAGCUCCAUGAAUAGGCUGGCUGUGCAGGCGCUGGAAAAGAUGGAGACUCGGAAAUUCACGUCCAAGCUGAAGGGGCCCUGCGAAGGCAGCUGCGGUGCCCUGGACACACUCAGCAGUGGGUCCACCUCGGACUGCGCCAUUUGCCUGGAGAAGUACAUGGAUGGGGAGGAGCUGCGCGUGAUUCCCUGCACCCACCGGUUCCACAGGAAGUGCGUGGACCCUUGGCUUCUGCAGCAUCACACCUGCCCCCACUGUCGUCACAACAUCAUUGAGCAAAAGAAGGGAAACUCCAGCCUGGUGUGUGAGGAGAUGGCCAACCAGUUACACAGCCGGCAGCAACAGCAGCAGCAGCAGCAGCGUGUGAUCCUGCCUGUCCACUUCCCUGGCCGAGCACACCGAGGGGGUCACGUCACUGCCUACCCGACGCGCACCAGCAUGGACCCCCAUGGGAAUCCCAUCACUGUCUUGACGGUCGAUCGGCAUGGAGAGAUUCCAGCCUUCUUCCGGAGCUACCCGCCCAUUCUGCACCUGGAGCCCCACCCUGGCGCGGUCGAGCGCCAGUCCUGCCCAAUGCCUCACCCUUUCCAGAGGCCGAAGUUCAGCGGGGACCCUUUCUCCAAGCCGGCUUGCUUCUCCCAGUACGAGACUAUGUUUCAGCACUACUAUUUCCAAGGCCUUAGCUACCCUGAGCCACCACCGAGUGGUCAGUUCCCCCUCCACGUGGCUGCCAAGGGCCCCUCCCGUGCCUUCCAGCCUUUCGGCAGCCACAGGCUCUUCCCCCCUGCGGUCCACAUUGCCCCUUCCGCCCAGCCAGAGAGCGGCAGUGCUUCUGGCUUCGGCUGCUACCAUGGCCACCGCUCAGCCUGCAGCGGCUACCUGGCCGAUGGCCCUGGUAGUGACAGCAGCAGUAGUGGCCGCUCUGCCCGGUGCCACUGCUCCUCCAGUGACUCCAUGGUAGACUGCACAGAGGUCAGCAACCAGGGGAUUUACGGGAGCUGCUCCACCUUCCGCAGCUCACUGAGCAGUGACUACGACCCCUACAUCUAUCGCAGCAAAAGCCCCUGCCGGGGCGGGGAGAGAAGCCGGGUCCUCCGUGGGGAGGUGAUGCUUCUGGAAGGUUCCUCUGCGCUGCACCCGGUGGCAGACAAGAGCCAGUCUAGGCCAGUUGCCGCAGCAGGGGACCAACUAUCUGAUUGCAGCCUUGAAAUGAAUUGCAGCAGCAGCAGCAGCCGCUCUUCGCUGGAGCAGAAGGAACUUGCCUGCACCCUCUCUGAGCGAGGAGGCCCCCGAGUGCCCCCCGAGAUCACUGGAGAGAUCACUGGUCAGACUGGGAGGGAGCCUUGUGAGCGAGCAUGUGGCUGCUGCUUGGAGGUCCAUGCUGCCCCACGGGAAUUGCCAAGUAGGGCAGCUGGUGGCAGCAGCAGCAGCAGCACGCUGCUUCAGGGCAUGCCUCUUUGGACAGGGGGUGGCUCUUUGCGGGAGCCCAAGACGAGGAGAAGUCAGGGCGUGGUCAGCGUUAGGACACAGGGGGUCCCUCAUGAAACGUUGCCCUGUUGCUUCUACGAAGAGCAGCGGGUGGCCAGCAGUGGCCCCAUCUGGCCAGGCCGUUACACAGAAGACAGUGCGGUGAAUGUUCGGUAUGUGUGUGCGGAGGAACCCUUGCCAGGCUGCUAUCCGGGCCUGCGUGAGGCGGGCCAGUGCAUUGCCAUCAUUCCCGAAGUCCGGGACUCAGAGCUGGCCCUGCCGGUAGAUUGCUACAGUGGCAACAGCCCUUGGGAGGGGCCGUGUGGAACGGCCGCCCCCAGCAAGGCCCAGGGAACACCCCCGAAGGCAUUUUGCAAGCCAGGAGAGAUCUGGCAAGAAGGUUCAUGCCCGCCCAUGGCGGGCUUCCCACUGGAGGAGUCCUGCAGGUUCUUUUCCAGCCCUCCGCAAGGUUGUUUGGAGGCCAUGGCCGCUGGAGAAGGCACUCAAACUUUGGGUAAGUUAGCAGCGCCAUCUUGGCUGGAAGCGGGGUGGGUGAGCCAGGGCGGGAAGGGUGGCGCCUUUGUUCGGCCAAGCUGGCCAAACGCCUCCUGAGUACUGCAGGGGGGCCGAUCCAAGCUCAUUUUGGCCACGUUUGGGCUCCCUUGAGCCUCAGAGCAGUAUUGGCCGUAGCGGGGAUGACCCUGGAAAGCAGUCGCUCGCCAGACCGGCACAGGAUCUGAGCUCCGACCCGAAGGGUCUAGGACAGGGGUGCUUGGACAAGAUUCAGGAACAGUCUCAUUUUUUCAGGCUGCUGUUCCCCAGGGCGGGGUCAGGCUGGGAACUAAUAAAAAGAGGACGGUCUAGAGGCAGCUGUGUUUCUGCUGGACUUCAAAGCCUUCUUUUGCUUGUGUUGACACACAACAGGAGUGAUCCCGAGAAACUGGGGCUACGUGCCCUUGUCCGUGGUGCAGGGCAUCCUUGGCAGACCCCAGCAUCCUUCCCUACGGUUGCCUGGAGACAAAAGGCCAGGUUAUGCAGCUAGGCACCCUCCUUUGGUGCCAGGGGAUCCAGCCUGCUUUAGAAAAGAAAUGGCACUUUGAAAUAAAUGGAAUCCGAGGGGCGGAGGUCGCCUGCCCCUCCGUAUGAGAAUGCAGAUUUCUUUAAGCCUGACUGCCAUGGGUGGGAAUAGACCUGGGCAGAAGCCCAGUUGCAACAGUGCCUUCUGCCUGCCCUGAUGCUUCAGUUGACAUGGGUUCCGCCUGAGCCCCCCCCCUCGUCCCCCCCCCGCACCCCGCUCGCAGUCCACUCGCCAGCCUGCCCUGGGUUGAGACCUUCAGCUGAGGUUCCUCCCAGUCACCCCUGGGGUACAAGCGCAUUUGCCGCUUCCUUCCCCUUGUUAAUAGUUUCCUAUGGAAACAGUCCUUCUGGCUGCUGCAGCCACACAGCCGCAUGGUUCCCUACGGCCUCCUGCCCUUCAUGUGGCUGAGACCAAGACCGUUGCCACGUUCGGCAACUGGGAUGCCGUUCCUGUUCCUCUUGUGUGCCUGGCUGGAGAGUUGGUGUUUUGUUUUGUUUUUUUAAAAAAACAGAUGGUGCCUGGAUUCCCUGCACCUCCUCCCCUGGUUUAAUUUGUUAACGAUUCAGGAUGAGCAAAGGUACUUAACUAAACUUUUCUUUUUCUGCCAGUGUUUAUGAGAAAGGGGAUUUUUAUAAUGCAAAGAUUUCAUAAUGAUUAGUUUAUUGUACUCGAGUGACAGGAUGAGAUUCCUUGCUGAGCUUCGAUCCUUCUCCUUCUAACAGGGCGUGCUUGUGAUCAUGUUGGUAUUGUGCGUUUUUGACAGUCCUGCCCUCGCAGCUUUCGAUCAGGCGGAGGCUCAUUAAGAGUAGGUUGCCUCAAGCAGGAAGCCCUCCUGCUCCACCUUUAUUAAGGCUGCUCUUACUACUUCAGAAAUCUUUCUUCUCAUCGCCAAUAUGUAAAAUAGGUUUAUACUUCUAUUUCAGCUUCCCUUUCUGGUUAUUUACUUUUGCGACAGUAGUUUCCAUCUCUUCCACUUCUAUCGUAAGUGUUUUCCAAAGUAUUUUCUAAAGCUUCUGCCUGGUUUAAGUUUUCUCCAAGUCCUACAUAAAAUAUCGGUUGCAAUAUUGCAACCAACGCAGUGCACUGCAUUAAAUGCAGCGGUUGCAUUUAGUGUAGUGUUUAUGGUUAUGGGCAUGAAAUACCUUCCAUCAGAUGACGCCAUCUCUGAGCAGCACCUCCAGAAGUGAGGGCCUAGGCCCGAAAUGGCCCGAUUCUUAAGUUCCAUCCGGUUGCCUAGUUACUAAAUCAAAAUUGGCUGCCACACGGAACAGCCGUUCUGAGGAUUGAGGUUCUCAGUUGUUUUCCAGUCCACCUUGGCUGGAGAACGGAGUGUUUUAAUUCACACGGUGGAGCCCUGCAUCUCAAGGAUUUGCUCUUAAGUUGGUGUUCCCUUGUGCAGUUCCUGCUUGGGUUUGCAAUUGGAGGGCGGUGGGGGGAGGGAGAGAGGGAUUCCUAGAUGCUAACCAGCUUUUUCUGGCACAGCUGGUAUUUCUCAAUCCUGAUGGUCUCAGUGCACCCUCCCCACUCCCCCACUCAAGUGGAGUAGCCAGCACUUGCUACUUUAGUGCCUUCUCCUGCCCUUGGUCCUACCACCGCACAGUUUUUAAGUAGCCCCCUCCCCCAUCCCCACCUCCAAGGGUCGGUGCCUGGUCUCUGUAGAUACCUGGGGGAGAAGCUUUUACAUAGUUGCAAGUUAUAGCUGGCUUCCUGGAUCCAGGGUAGGCAAUAUCCCUGGAAGGGAAGCAGCCUCUUUUGUCUGGGGAAGAGCGGUAAUGAGUGGUAGGGGGUGGCAGGGGGGCAAAGUCUUCCAAUUCCUAUUUCAGGCUUUGGGGAUCGGAGAUAGAAAUAAGAGCAAUUAACCUCCCAGAUGUUUCUGACCUCCCCAUUUCUUCCUUCAUUUUUCAUUUCUGAAAACAAAUACGUUACUGAAAUGUUGCCAUUUUGCAGCAUUAACGUUGGGGACGCAGUCCCAUGGCGUUGGGAGUCCUCCUGUACACGUGGGCUGCAGGCUCUGAAUCGUUCACUAGGAUUGGUGCAUAUUCGAUAGGGAUGCUGGCAUUUUCUAGUCCUUCUGGCUGACUUACAUGUUCAUUCUUAUCCUAUACCCGGUACGGUAUCCUAUACCAAGAGCUGUGCUUUUUUUUUUUUUGCGGCAGGGUGGGUGGGUUGUCUGUAUGGUUAAUUCUAUCCGGACCUAAAGCUGUACAGCAACACAGGCCUUGCUGUUGAAGGAGACACGCUGCCUUUCCCUCUCCCCCCCCCCCCCCCCCCGCCAAUCUUCCAAAAUCUUUGCACAGAUCCAGGGAUGACACUCAAAGGAGUAGAGAGAACCUCCCUGCCCUUCUGGAUGACUGGAUGACCAGCCCUAACCUUGCCCUAACCGCCUGGUUGAUAAGCAUCCCUGAAAGUGAAGUAAGCUAUUGGCAGAAGUCGGAGCUUAUUCGACACAAUGUCCUUCGGCCAAUGAGAACCAACUUGAGCUCUCUUUGACACACACACACCCCGCCACCUCCCCAAACUUCUGUGUGUGUUCGUUCUCUAUCUUUUAUAGAAAAAGCAGUUUCCUGUUGCCCAUCGGGCAUCCCUUCAUGACAAAUUUUUUUAUAAAGGUCAGUACAAUAUAUGUUUUUAUUCUAAAAGGCCUUUUUUUCAAAGUAAUUAUCGCCGCUACGAUGGGCUUGUGAGGCACUAUUUUCAUACGUUUUGGUUUUUUUUAAGAAAAUGAAAUUUCUGUAGCACUUAAAACUGUUUUGUAUAAAAUGUACUGUAAAGGUUUGUAAGAUGGUUAAAGGGCUCUUCUCAAUUACCAGUUGUAUUGUUUUUAAUGGUAGAAAACAACUUGUUUCUAUUCUAUAUGUAUAGCAGCACAUUUCAUUUAUGGAAAGAUGUUCUCAGAAUAUUUAUUUACUAAUAUAUUUAUCUUAAGCCAUGUCUUAUUUUGAGUGUGUAAUGUUAUAAAGAAAAAUCGGGAAUCACUAACAGGAAGCAAUGUAAAUACAGAUUUCACAACGUUUGCUGACCAAAAAGUGAUUUUAAAUCAAAUUGUAACUGCAGUUUUGUAACGAAAUGUACAAAUGUCUGUUUAAAAACAACACCUUUUAAAAAGUUGACCAUCCAGCUUGAUGUC